This is a messenger RNA of Cucurbitaria berberidis CBS 394.84, 1445 nucleotides long. RefSeq names its product PHP domain-like protein. Bases 29 to 1018 code for a protein of 329 amino acids. The transcript has 3 exons. Gene Ontology annotation, cellular component: nucleolar ribonuclease P complex. Gene Ontology annotation, biological process: tRNA processing. Gene Ontology annotation, molecular function: RNA binding. The record is from RefSeq and is a predicted model, not a curated record. NCBI's taxonomy places the organism in Eukaryota, Fungi, Ascomycota, Dothideomycetes, Pleosporales, Cucurbitariaceae.
CGUCUUCGCUGUCGCGCCCGUUGCCGACAUGUUCUACGACUUGAAUGUGCCCUGGACGGAGGCGACGAGAGAACUGCAGCGUACAGUUGCGUUUCUCGACGAAUUAGGAUACGAUGUGGUCGCCCUCACGCACACAUAUUCUGGGAAACUGCCCGCUGAUUUGACACCGCCCAUCCCGAGUCCACUGCCAUUCCCCACGCCGCCACGUCUGCGCAUUCUACGACGAUGCAACAUCUUCUUGACUGACUCCGCCUCCAACUUUCGCAUACCGCAGCUGCAGCAGCAGUAUGACCUGGUGGCAGCGCGCCCCACCGAUGAGCGCACGCUGCAGCAGGCCUGUCAGAGCCUGGAUGUCGACAUCAUCUCUCUUGACCUGACGAGGAAGUUCGAGAAGCACUUCAAGUUCCCCAUGCUCGGCACGGCCAUAUCGCGCGGUAUCAAGAUCGAGCUAUCCUACAGCCAGGGCAUACUGUCCAGCGACCCCAUAGCAAAGCGCAACCUGAUCAUGAAUGCGACACAACUCAUACGUGUGACACGAGGACGCGGCUUAAUCUUCAGCUCUGAAGCAAAAAAUGUCCUAGGCAUACGAGCUCCCAGCGACGUCAUCAACCUAGCUUCGGUGUGGGGGCUCGGCACGGAGAGAGGCAAAGAUGGCCUGACCAGAGAACCGCGCAGCAUAGUUGAGUUCGCACGGCUGAAGCGACAGAGCUUCAAGGGGGUAGUAGACAUAGUCUACGGAGGUGAGAAGCCGGCGGGGAAACCCAUCGCAGAGGCAAAGAACAACCAAGGCCAAAAGGGCAAAGCAAACAAGAAUCAGAACGGCAAACGGCCAGGAGAUAGCUUGGAAGCAACGCCUAUCCGCCAGUCAGCAGAAGACAAGCCCAUCUCGAAGCGCCAGCAGAAGCUCAGCAAGAAGACGAAGACGGUAGAGGAAGGGCAAGAAGAGGCUGUGCAAACUGCUGGAAAGCCGCUCGCCGAGCGCAUCACCUACAAGAGCACAGUACAAGGUCGAACAUAGAGCACCUUGUGUAUGGAGGUACGAAUCGGCAUCGUGCAAGGACUACCCAUCGGAGGGUGAUAGAGGACACUUAUAUACCCUAUAGACAUGAGCAGCAAUGCACAGGAAUGAAAGCCAAACGAACAACUCACAGGAGCACUCAAUGCUUCUACUGUCGAUACGACAACUAUAUACUAUUAAGUGAAGGAAACAUACAUUCAUUCAACGAGUGUCAAAGGGGGUAUUUACUCCUCUUGCUAACACUACCAAUUUCUAACUUUUCCUACUCACCACCACCGUCGCCCCCUCUUCACCGCUGUAGUAGGCCUUGCCAACCUUCUCCCAAGCCCCACCGUAACUCGACUGUGCAGCUCAAUCGUAUUGAUAUCAAACGGCAGGCCGUUCUGCUGCUGUGCAGCCGUCGUGCUUGUCCCCGGUAGCGGAGUAG